Messenger RNA from Mercenaria mercenaria, 10935 nucleotides. Its product is annotated as toll-like receptor 4. The transcript has 2 exons. NCBI's taxonomy places the organism in Eukaryota, Metazoa, Mollusca, Bivalvia, Venerida, Veneridae. Gene Ontology annotation, cellular component: membrane. Gene Ontology annotation, molecular function: transmembrane signaling receptor activity; protein binding. The record is from RefSeq and is a predicted model, not a curated record. Bases 107 to 2908 code for a protein of 933 amino acids. Gene Ontology annotation, biological process: immune response; toll-like receptor signaling pathway.
UUAACAACCAUUUUUUCCUGAUUUAUCCUAGCACAGGAACAUUAAUUUAUUCAUUACAUGUUCUGGAGGAAGACAGAUUUUUCAAGAAAAAUAAGAGCAUGAACAAAUGACCAUGUUUGUAUAUACUCCGGUGCUUACAACCCUUUUGAUGGUACAGCUGGCAGUAAGUCAGCAUAACCAAGGAAUCACCGUGCCAGAUAUGACACAAUACCAUGGCAACAUGUUCAAUGGGCACACAGCUCAACCCAACAAAGAAAACAGCUACCCUUGUCCAAAUAAUCCAAACUGUUCCUGUAGUGAAUUUAUAAAACUGAAGGAGCUAAAAGUUGACUGCACUAGCACUAAAAUGACAGAAAUACCUGCCAACUUUCCGAACAACACAACAACUCUGAUAUUGGCGAAGAACUACAUUUCUGAAAUUCCAGAUGGAAUUUUUAACUGGUACUCUUUCAUGACCUCCUUGGAUCUAUCAUACAACUACAUUGCAGAACUUGGAUCAGACACAUUCACUGGUCUAGAAAACCUUCGUGUUCUCAAUCUUCAAAUGAAUAAACUAAGGUAUACACACACAGCUAUACGGAACGAUACAUUUAGACCGCUCAAACAGCUUACAACUCUAUAUCUUCACCAGAACUUAUCUGAAUUCUGGGAGAAUGAAAGUUAUCCCAUCCAGGCUAUGAAACUAUUGACAAAUCUAACUAAACUAAACUUGGAUGGCAUGAAAAACCAGAGCUUUGUUUCAGAAUUUAAAGCAUUAGCAUUAGAAACUCUGAACCUUGGUGGGAGAUUCAGGGGGGAAAUUGGACAGAUCACAAAAAACAUGUUCCACAAUCUGCCAACAUUAAAACGGCUAUAUUUGAAAAACUGCAGCAUUGAUUUUGUCGAAAAUGGCAGUUUUACCGAAUUAUCAAACUUGGAAAAGCUGGAUCUUUCUUUCAAUGAAUAUUUAGAAUUCAAAAGUUUGGCGAACAUUACGUAUGGCCUGCAAUUCACACAAAUCAAAUCGCUAAAUUUAAGAAGGAUACAUGAAAUACUUGGAGACUGUACAAAACUUACUGAAGAAAACCUAAAAUACAUUUCUAACACCUCUGUAAAGAAUAUCAGUUUAGACUCUAACAGGCUAGAAACAAUGGACCCAAAAGCUGUGCAAUAUAUUCCUAAAAGCUUAGAACGCGUAUCAGUAAGAUACAACAGACUUGCCUUUGGGAAAUAUAUAUGGGAACUCUCUUCAUAUGUAAGGAGAAAUGAUUCGGCAAAUCUAAAAUACCUUUCACUAGCAUCACAACGGCUCCCAGAUCGCAUCAGUCAAGGGUUAAAACAAUUUUAUUUAGGAAAGCAAUAUUCUAUAAUAAGGAACAACAACAAACGAUCACUCGAUAAUUUAAAACGGCCAAACAUUCACAAAACUAAAAGUGCCACUUUGUCACAUGAUUCUAUAAAUGGCAAAGGAUCUAACCAUGAAAGCAAGGAAAACCACUCUGUUUAUAACUACGAUGUUAACGAUGAAUCGGACAUGUUUCUGCAGUAUUUCAGCAGCAGGUGUGGAUACUGCCCUAUGUCUUCUAUUAGAAUCGUAAUCCCUAGAAAUCUGGAAUACCUGGACUUACAUGAGAUGAGAUUUCGUACAGAAUUACUGCAGUUCUGUAUGUGUGAAAAUAAAAUCGAAACACUGAGAUGCGAUAAAAACAUGAUUUGGAACUGGAAGGGAAAAUUGUUAGGAUUAAACAGACUAAAAAAUUUAACACUUGCUAACAAUGCAUGCUCUAGAAUAUCUUAUGAUUUCUUUGACAAUAUGACAAGCCUUGUAUCCUUGAACAUCUCAAAAAACUUUCUCGGAACUCCACUAAGCAAAGACUACAAUGGUCAGACUUUUAAGAAACUUGCAAAUUUAGAAACACUAAGUCUAGCAUACAACGGGAUAAAACAACUGCCAAUCAACUUUUUCCGAGGUCUGACGAGACUAAGAAAUCUAACUCUGAAAGGAAAUCAGAUUGCACAUGUGGACUGGAAUACACAGUAUAUGGAAAAUUUAUCAUUUGUAGAUUUGGCAGACAAUUUCAUUGAAGUUAUCAAUGAGUCUGUACGCAAAAACUGGGACAAACUGGCAUCAAAAACAAACUUAUCUGUUAAUCUUGCCAAAAAUAAUUUACAGUGUACAUGCCAGCAUUUGGACUUGAUCAAAUGGUUUUCCGAAACCAGGGUUCACUUUAUGGAUUACAAAACAUAUACAUGUAAGUUUGACAAUGGGUCUGUUGGAAACUUGACCUUUGUGUCACAGAUAUACAGGUCGUUAGAAAGCGAGUGUGCAAACUACCUGACGAUUAUUCUAGCCACUUCAGCCGCAAUCCUUAUUGGAAUAUUUGCCAUAGUCGCUGGAACAGUGUAUCGAUACAGAUGGAACUUACGUUAUAUGUAUUAUUCUGCAAAAGUUAAACUAAGGGGUUAUGUUCCUGUGAACAACGAUGACAGUGAAUUUGAGCAUGAUGCAUUUGUUUCUUAUGCCAGCGAGGACGGCACAUUCGUAAGGCAACAUCUUGUUCCUGAACUGGAAAUGAAACGGGGACUGAAACUACUGGUUCAUGAUCGUGACUUUGUAGCGGGCAAUUUUGUCUGCGAUAAUAUUAUGAGAGCCAUAACAACAUCUAACAAAAUGUUGAUCAUUAUGACACCACACUUCCUGCGCAGCAGAUGGUGUUGUUACGAAAUGAACAUGGCGAGAAUGGAAGCGAUAAAAACUGGCCGAGAUGUCAUCUGUAUUCUCAUGAAGGAACAUGUUCGAACAUCUGGUCUCCCGCUAGAAGUACUUGACAUCAUUCAGCAGCAAACCUACAUGGACUACCCAACAGGAAACCAUCAACAUGUACAACAGUUUUGGGAAAGGGUAGCAGAUACUCUAAGGCAAAAGUAGUGGACUGAAAUAAUCAAACUUUGAAUUAGUUUGAAGAUAGAAUAGCAUACCCUGCAUACUCUGUAAGAGAAGAUAAAAUUUAACAAACUCCUGAAAUUCAAACUUUCAAAACGGAUCAGCAGGCUUGUUUGGAAAAUAUAUUAUAAUGUCUGUAAAGUUUGUCACCAUCCUGACAAGCACAGAUAUAGUCAAUUCAUCUAUACUAACUACUCCUCUAGAAAUUCUGGUGACUAACAGGCCUUUAUUUUGUAUAUGUUUUGCAUUAAAUAAUAGUUUCUUGGAAGAAUAUCACAUUUUGCAUUUAAGAUCACUUUCUUUGGACCUCCAUGCGACCAGUUACUUAAUAUAAGUUACAUGUAUCAGGAUAGGUGAAGUGAUGUCCCUUGGUGAGACAUUCAAAUUUUGGAGCUCUUAGGAAAAUCGGAAAUUUUUCCUUUUUGGGAAAUACUGAAAAAUUGUGAUUUUUGGAUUAUUUUGGACUAUUACAUUCAUUUUAUAUGGUAAAUAUAUUUACUAUGAAAAACAAACAGUUUGACAAUGUUUAACAUGUGAUAUUAUAAAGCAAUGUUAUGAAGAGGUCAAAUCUGGGAGCGCCAUAUUGAAAACCUUAUUUUAGUGAACAGUUGUCAAAUACAAUGAUAUAAUGAUAUCAUAACAGAUAUUCUGUGCAAGGAUCAGACACAAGUACCGUUAAUCCUUAAUACGAGAUACAAUAGAGAUAUGCUAUUAUACUAAAUAAUGGCAGAAAAGUAUGCAGUGAAAGAUAGUGAUAAAAAAAGACCACGCAGUGAGUUAAGCAGUGUAAGUGAACUGGAUACAAGCGCAGAUAUAACUCCUAGAAAGAAACCUAAAAAAAAACAAAAUACAAACCAAGAAGACCCCAUGCAAGAUAUUAGAUCACAAUUACACCAAAUAAAUUCAAAACUAGAAAAUGUAAUGACAAAAGAUGAUGGCACUCUGAGAACAAUGAUUAAAGAAAUGAUAACACAAAUGAAAGACGAACUUCUUAAAUCGGUUGAAAAAAGAAUUGAAAUACUCGAAUCAAAAAUCUUUGAUAGGGAUGUAGAAAAUGAGGCACUAAAAACCAAGGUCGAUAAAUUAAACAAAACAAUAGACAAACAGUCCUAUGAGAAUGAAAAAUUAAGAUCAGAUCUGAGAAAAAGUGAGGUAAAAACAGACGAAUUCUUGAAGGACAUUGAGCAGCAUGACAGGCUACAUAAUGUAAGAAUUAACGGCAUUGCGGAAAAAAACUUACCCGGCAAAUCCCUCAGUUAACUGAGUGAUGAUGAAAUGCAAAAAUAUGGGGCUGCAGCAGACACAAACCAAAAACAAGUGACACCGUCUGCAUGGAAAAAAAGAUAAUAGCGCCAAACUACUAGAAAAUGCUAAUAAAAAUGAAAACAGAUUACCAGAAAAUGCUGACCAAACAACAGAUAUCAUUAUAAAAGCUCUGAACAGCCAUAUAAAGGAUUUAAACCUAAAAAGAGAAGACAUAGAUAUCAGUCAUCGGUUGGGAAAAAGCGGCGGAAAUAAACCAAGACAGAUAAUCUGCAGAUUUACAUCAAGAUUGAGACAUAAAAAACUCUUGUCAAAACCCAUUUAUGUAUCUGAAGAUCUAACACGCACAAACUACCAAGUGUUAAUGUGCCUUAAACAUAAAAUGCCAGACGAGGUAGACAAAUGCUGGGUGCGAAACGGGAACCUAUAUUUUAAAAACAAAAUGGGACACGUGCAUCGAGUACAGAGCAGAGAAUAUGACCACUGGCUGAAUCUACCUUGGCCAAAAAGUGAUAAAAACUUAUAAUGUAAACACCUAUAUCAAAUACCAGAAGUGCAAAUAUAUAUAUUAUAUGUAUAAAGUAUGAUGCCAGAAUACAUUUAUGAGUUAAGAUUAACAACAUAUUUACGAGUACAUUAUCGGAAGCCGAUUAAGCUUUUUAAAUUUUAAAGAUGUCUUUUUUAAAAAAAAUAUUAAAAUAAGAAUUAAACUAUAUUGCAUGUUUUUUUUAGAUAUCUGAAAAUAGGUCAAUCCUCUUUUUGGCAAAACCCCAGCCAUGCAUAUUUACCUCUAUCCUCGAUCUCUAACCUUUCACGAAAUGUGCAUGCUUUGCAAUAUACAAACCAAUGAAUACAUUCACUGAUGCAAAUCACUUCUUAGUGUACUUUAAAUACAGGGUUAAGAAUGAAAAUUAUUACCUUGCAGAUGUAUUAUUACAGUUUGGCGAGAUAAUUUUGUGUCACCGAAUCCGAUUAAAUAAAAAAUAUGUAUUACUGAAAUAUCAGUGACUAAUGUACAGUGAAUGGGUAUGCGUAGGCGAAACGUCACAGAAUGUAAUAUUUGCAUAGAAAUAUAUAAUAUUUUAUAUAUAUAUUUUUUUUGACAAAUCUUUUUGAGACAUUCUACGCGAGCUCGGUUAAGCAGGCACCAUAAUUAAAUAUGUGCACAAACACAUACAGUUGUGUGGAUACAUGUAUAUGAUGUUAUAUGUAUGUAUAUGUGUGUAUAGAUACGUGUGUGUAAAUACGUGUAUGUAGAUGUGUUAUAACCUAUACAGGUGAUAUUUUUAUGUAGAUGAAUUGUAAUCUAAAUAAUGCGAAUGUGCUUUAUUUCAUUUUGAAAGAGAGUCAAAAAGUUUAGGAAAUAAAACAAAUAAUUAUGAUUAAUUAUACUUAUAUGAUAAAAGAUAUGAAAGUCGCCUUUAAAAAUUACAACUUCAAGCAACACGAAUUAGACUCUCUUUAGUUAAUCUGCAGGCUUGAUUAUAUAAAUUUCAGCAACUGUUUGUUGAAUGACCUAGAUUCCUUAUUAAUUUUCAUUUCGAAAAAGGACCAGGUUUUUCUUCAUCCCGUUUUUUUUUUUCUUCAAGAAUGGAGAGUAUUUGAUGUUUAAAUACACAGACUUUCUAAAAAUUAAAAAACUGUAGUCCAUACACAUAGGUUCAACAGUAUUUACUACGACUGCUUGAUUUAAAUGGAUCCUCGGAAUGUGUAGAAUUGUUUUCUUUCUUCUUUUUUUGUUUUUGAAAUGCACGGAAUAUUUUCUAUAUGAACGAUUUGCAUAUCCGUCGUAACGAAUUCAUUUGGUAUAUAUGUUAAAAUACAUAGCAAAAUAUCAUUAUGAACAUUUUUACACGUUUUCUUGCUGUAACUUUUAAUAAGAAUACAUGAGCCGUGCCAUGGGAGGGCCAACGUGGUGAGUCUGCGGCUGGCGUGGGUCCGGACCGGCCUGCGCAUCUGCGUGGUCUGGUCAGGAUCCAUGCUGUUCGUGAACAGUUUCUCUAUUUGCUAUAGGCUUUGAGAGCGAACGGCGUGGGUCCUGACCGGACUGCAUGGAUGCGCGGCUAGUCUGGAGCCAUGAUGGUCGUGGGUCCACUAUGUUGAUUUUCUCAUGGCGCAGCUCACAUAUAUUAUUAUAUACCGGUCGCAUUACGCACAAGAUAUUAUGCUGUUCACGAACAGUUUCUCUAUUUGCUAUAGGCUUUGAGAGCGAACGGCGUGGUUCCUGACCGGACUGCGUGGAUGCACGGACUGGUCUGGAGCCGUGCUGAUCGCGGGUCCACUAUGUUGAUUUUCUCAUGGCGCGGCUCACAUAUAUUAUUAUAUACUGGUUGCAUUACGCACAAGAUAUUAUUAAAUCAAGCUGUCUUUUAAUAUUAGAAAAACGAGUUUGUUUUUUUACUGCUUGAACUUAAAUUGAUGCCACACGAAACCCAUUUUGAAUGUCAAAAAUUAAACAGUUUUGAUUAGUAGAUGUGAAUUCAUGUAUUUAUUUCAGCCUUAUUUUAUGUCACAAGAAAUUUAUUUGAACAUGAAUAUUGUAUAAUACGUUUUAAUACAAUGAUAUAAAUCAAGGCUGGUAAAUAUUCACAAUAUACAAAUACUUUUGAUAACAUUACAUGUAUGUAUGUGUAAUUAUAAUUAAUUUAGGUAUUAUAUGCAUUUUUUACUUCUGUAAUAUUGAUGAUCGUCACCUUUCACAUUAUAUGCAGUUGAAUUUGAAUAUUUUGGAUUUAACUUCUAAUCUACCAUUUACCCUUGGUACAUUCGUGGUUGAAAUUUGUAACCUGCCUAUAACACACCUGUAUACUUUGUUUAAAGAAAAAGCGGGAAAAAGUAAAAACAUUAACAGCUUAAUCUACCUAUACCUAAAAGUACAUUUCUUGUUAAACUUAUUAUAAUAUCUAUAAUAAUGAUUAUACGAGAUGAGCUAGGCAUUGAAAAGGGGCACUACCCAUGACCUACUCAUAAACAUGCUUUUCAAGAUUACUUCCCUUACCCGUUUAGCUAUGAUCGUUUCCAUUUUUAAAAGUGUAUUCCAGUACCAUUUAUUUGGUCUGUUAUGGCAACAUCUAUAAUGUCAGUGAACGUUAGGGUCUUAUUAAUACAAGAAAACGAAAACAAGUAUUUCAGUGGUUAAAGCAUCAAAAUUUCUCAAUCUGUUUAUUACAGGAAACACAUCUAAUUAACAUAAACAGUAAAAUAUGGCAAAAUGACUGGAAUGGUGAAGCAUUUUUUAGCGGCAUACAUUCCAAUAAAGAAGGAAUUGCCGUGCUAUUAAAUAUUAAAGAAAAAUAUGAGGUAAUUAAUUUUACGGAAACAGUUAAAGGCCGAUUAUCUGCAUUAGAAAUAAAAAUCAAUGAUAAUGAUCUUAUAAUUUUAAAUGUUUAUGGUCGGAACAAUGAUGAUAUCCAUUUUUUUCGAAACUAGAAUUUUUUUUACUAGAAAAUAAUGACAAAAACUUUAUAAUAGGAGGAGAUUUUAAUACAGUACUCGAUAUAAAUUAUGAUAAGAAAAAUGGCCGACAAGACAAGAUAUGGACCGGACACGAAUGCACUAUCAUGAAAAAUGACCUUUAACGUCUAAGUGUGACCUUGACCUUUGAGCUACGGACCUGGGUCUUGCGCGCGACACGUCAUCUUACUGUGGUACACAUUCAUGCCAAGUUAUUUGAAAAUCCAUCCAUCGAUGACAAAGAUAUGGACCGGACACGAAAAUUGCAGACAGACUGACAGACGGACAGACGGUUCAAAAACUAUAUGCCUCCCUUCGGGGGCAUAAAAAGAGAUAUCAAAUGAAGAAGCUAUAUUUUAUAAAAACUUGUAUAAAAAAUGGCAGGUGAAAUCGUCCACAAUAAAUUUUUUGAUGAAUCUAUAAGGAAAUUAUCUAAUGAAGAAAAAUGUACAUGUGAAGGAAAACUCACAGAAUGAGGAAUGUACUAAAGCCCUUUUUGACAUGAAAAACAAUAAAAGCCUAGGCUCUGACGGUCUUACAACAGAAUUUUAUAUUAAGGUAUACUUCAUAAAUGCUCUUAAUUAUUCAUAUGAGAAGGGAGAAAUGUCAGACUUGCAAAAACAAAGUAUUUUAACACUAUUACCCAAACCUGGAAAAGACCAAACUUCACUAGCGAAUUGGCGACCAAUUAGUUUACUUAAUGUUGACUACAAAAUUGCAACAAAAACAAUCUCUAAUCGACUUAAAAAUGUUUUACCACAUAUUAUAAGUUAUGAGCAAACUGGAUUCAUGAAAGGAAGAUAUAUAGGAGAAAAUGUGCGCCUUAUUUUUGAAAUUAUAGAAUAUCUCAAUCAACAAAAUUUUGCUGGUCUUCUUUUGUUUUCAGAUUAUGAAAAGGCAUUUGAUAGUUUAAGCCAUGAUUUUAUAAUGCUUACUUUAAAGCACUUCAAUUUUGGUCAGUCUUUCAUAAAAUGGGUAAAGCUCUUUCAUAGUGAUAUCACCAGUCUGAUUAUUAACAAUGGUUUUUUAUCAGAAAGUGUUCAAAUUGAACGUAGGGUUCGACAAGGCUGUCCUCUUUCUUCUUCGCUGUUUAUCGUUUGCAUGGAAUUAUUAACUAAUACUAUAAAAAAAGAUGAACACAUCAAAGGAAUCAAUAUAGGAAAUACUGAAAUAAAACAAACACUUUUAGCAGAUGAUGCAACAUAUAUUAACAAUGGUAAUAAAGAAUCGUUUGAGAGGAUCAUUAAAAAUCUCAGAUGUGAAAUACAAAACAAAGAAAGAUUUCAUUUGGACAUCAAAAAGCACAAAAACUCUUGGUGUGACAUUUUAUAAUGACAGGGAAUCAAAGAUAAAAUUAAAUUUUGAGCCAAAACUACAAGAAUUCAAAAACUGUUUAAAACAAUGGCAACACCGAAAGCUCACUCUUUUAGGUAAAGUGACUGUAGUAAAAACGUUUGCUCUGCCAAAACUCAUAUAUCCCUUUAUUGUCUUGCCGAAUCCAUCAGAAAACAUUAUAACAGAUAUUAUCCGAACGGUCUUCAGUUUUAUAUGGGAUAAUAAAUCUGAGAAAAUAAAACGUAAGGUUUUAACUAAGGACUACGAACUAGGAGGGUUAAAAUUAACAGAUAUUAGGUUAUCUGUGCAUUCCAUAAAAAGCCUAUUGGGUAAAACGAAUAAUAUGUGACGAGAAUAAAGGUCCCUGGAAACUAUUUUACGUAAAUGCUCUUGAAAAAUUUGGCGCUCAGUUAGUUUUUGAAGGUAAAUUAAAUAAAGAUGACAUAGAUCUUAAUAUCUGCAAUAAAAAUAUAUUCUUAAAAGAUAUUCUAAUUACUUGGUUUAAGAUUAGCCAUGAAUACAACCAAAUAAGAGAAGAUAUAAAUCUAUAUAUAUCUAGAUAUAAAAUAUAAUAUAUGGAAUAACUCGGAAAUACGAAUGCAAAACAAAACAAUUUUCUGGAAUAAUUGGUAUAAUAAAAAUAUAAAAUAUAUAGACCAGUUGUUCGACUUUCGGCAAAAAUGUUUUUACAGAUUUAAUGAAGCGAAACAAAUGUUAGACUUAGAGGAACAUGAUUACCUUAACUAUUUUAAAUUAAUAAAGAGUAUUCCAAAAUGCAGCAUAAAAUAUAUAACCCAAAGUUUCUUAAAUAAUAAUAGGGACAAUACAUUAAUUGAUAAAAUAAAGAACAUUGAAAAACUGAAUCAAUUACUAUAUAAAAUUCAAAUAAAAUGUAUGCCCAUUGAAGACAUAAAAGCAGAAAACAAAUGGAACGAUGUUCUUGAAAAUCGCGACAUUAACUGGAAGCGUAUAUAUACAGUACCGCUUAAAACUACUAUUGAUACAACACUUCGAAGUUUUCAGUAUAGAUUCUUAAUGUGUUUGUUACCCACAAACAAAUAUUUAUAUACAUGUAAACUGGUCUCCAGUAAUCUAUGUGAUUUCUGCAACAUGAAUAUUGAAACAACCAAGCAUCUAUAUUGGGAGUGCCAGCACGUGCAGGCUCUAUGGAAUAGACUUAACAAUUUUUUUCGAAACUAAAAAUAUCCCCUAUACAGUCAAUUUUGAAGAUGUCUGUUUUGGUUGUAUAGGAAAUACUAAAAUGAAAAGCGCAAUAAACUUUGUUAUUAUAUUAUGUAAGUUUUUCAUUUUAAGAAUGAAAUACAGGAAGACAAUUCUGAUUUUUAAACAGUUUCUUGACUAUCUAUAUUUGCGUAUAUCCCUGGGAAAAAAAAUAGCUUUAAUGAAAGAUAGAUUAGAUAAACAUGAAUCCAAAUGGUCCUUUUUAACUGAAAUUUAGCCACCCCAAAAAUUUUCAUUCUUUUUUAGCAUAAAUCGAAUAUAUCUUUUCAAUUUAAAUGGAAACGAUCCCCUUUUUUCUUCUUCUCUUAUCUAGACCUUCCUUUUUCAUCAAUCAGCAUCACAUCUUCCUUUAAAAAAACUCUCCUUUUACAUACAUAUGGAAUAUUAUAACUAAAUCAAUACAUAUUUGAUAAAUAUGAUUACAAAACUGAAACUUAUGUUUAUUCAUUGUGUUGUUUACAUUUUAUUGCAUUGCUUUUGUAUACUGGAUUAUAGUAUUAUGUGUAUGUUAUUGUUUCAUGUAUGUAAAGGAAUAAACGGGGUUAUCAAUAUGAGCCCCCCCACCACCCCCGCAUCCCCCCAAAAAAAAGUUACAUGUAUCACUGAGAUAAACAAAAUCCACAAGUCGUAAAUAAAUAUCCUUACUGUUAUAAAAAAUGUAACAUAAUAAAUGUAUAUUCUACUUUUCUGCUUCAAUAAAAUAAAUAUACAGCUUCUCA